This is a messenger RNA of Canariomyces notabilis, 1230 nucleotides long. RefSeq lists its product as uncharacterized. The coding region runs from base 135 to 1091 and encodes 318 amino acids. Lineage: Eukaryota; Fungi; Ascomycota; Sordariomycetes; Sordariales; Chaetomiaceae. The record is from RefSeq and is a predicted model, not a curated record. Gene Ontology annotation, cellular component: nucleus. The transcript has a single exon.
CGGCACGAGCCCAGCGUCUCAUGCAGGACGCCUUCUGGAAAUUUUCGAACCGCGACCACCACCGGCUUGCUGAUAUGUUUGUCCGCCCUAUGCAUUCGAUUUGAACCCACCAACGCUCCGUGGUCUCACAGAUCAUGGCUUGCUGCUGCCAAAGCACUGCGCUCAGGCUUUUUCUGAACAGCCUUGCUCAAGUCCACGGCCCUGCACGCGCAGCCACGUCCCGACUCUCGCAAAACCAGAGUCUCUACAACGCACUUCGCAAUCCCCCAAGGCGGGUCAGAAGCUCGCAGAGGGCAACUUUCCCGCUUUCGACGCCGCAAUCGAGACUUCUACAUACUUCUACCGUUAGAAAAGGCUCAGCGGAAGCCGUCCGCGCCGUGCAAGAUGAUGUUGACGAGGGGAGGACACCGGAGGAUACUACCGUGCUGGCCGAGGUAGCAUCUCGCAGAGAAAGGCUCCCGCCCAACAUUACUUUCCACGACUCCGAAACGGCACAAAGAACUGAGGCAGAUGAGCGCAACUCGGAGACGCGAAAAGGAGAACCUGGCGAGGAGAAGCCCAAGUCCAAAAAGAAGAAGAAGAAAGCAAAGAAAGACCAAACAGUCAAGGACGAUGAACAACCUGAUCCGCCCAAAGAGAAAGAACACUGGAUGAUACAGAAGAAAGCACUCAAGGAAAAAUUCCCCGAGGGCUGGAACCCGCGCAAAAAGCUGUCGCCGGAUGCCAUGACCGGAAUCAGAGCCCUUCACGCACAGUUUCCCGAAGAAUACACCACCGAGGUGCUGGCGAACAAGUUCGAGGUGUCGCCCGAAGCGAUCCGCAGGAUCCUCAAGUCCAAAUGGACCCCGUCGCCCGAGGAAGAGGAAGAGCGCCAGCAGAGGUGGUUCAACAGAGGAAAGCGCGUCUGGGCGCAUUGGGCCGAACUCGGCAAGAAGCCCCCAAAGAAGUGGCGGGCCGAGGGCAUCGUCCGUGAUCCCAAGUGGAAUCGCCCGAGAGGACCCGUUUCGAAGCCGGCGCCUAAGAAGGUGAAGGAGGAACGAGAGCACACUGCCGAGGUGGAAUGGAGGAUUGCGGAGGACAUGGUGGGGUGAUGUUUUGCCCCGUUAAAGAGGGCAAAGGCGAGCGAGAGCUUAGGUACUGUCCCGGCAAGCAGUGAGCUCUGUGUGCUGAAAGUUUGUUGGGUAAUUCUGUAUCAUAAUUAUUGUACGAAUAUGAACUCCAUUACAAAAG